Messenger RNA from Alexandromys fortis (reed vole), 3763 nucleotides. It is a transcript of the gene Gas7, whose product is annotated as growth arrest specific 7. Gene Ontology annotation, biological process: actin filament polymerization; neuron projection morphogenesis. Bases 489 to 1919 code for a protein of 476 amino acids. The record is from RefSeq and is a predicted model, not a curated record. Gene Ontology annotation, cellular component: actin filament; plasma membrane; cytoplasm. Lineage: Eukaryota; Metazoa; Chordata; Mammalia; Rodentia; Cricetidae. The transcript is spliced from 14 exons. Gene Ontology annotation, molecular function: actin filament binding.
CGUCAGCGCGCGCGCUCGCUCCGCUCCGUGUCUUCCCGGGCUCUGCUGACCUCGGACGAGCCCCGCCGAGGGUGAUGCUCUGAGCACCAUCUCCCUGGGUAGUUGCGCCUCUCAGUGCACUCGGACGUCCCCGGCCGAAGCAGCCAGGGGAAGUUGUCUUGUGAGCCCGCGGCCCCUGGGUCUCCUCCCCCUGAGCCCCGCCCUCCGCCCGCCGCGGGGACCGCAGAGCCGCCCGGCCCGGGGGCGUCGCCGCUAGCGCUCCCGAGCCCGCGGAGCCCACGGAGCCAGUGCAGACGGCGAGCGUCCGUUUCCCUGCAAGCAGCGCUUGUAGCCCGGAGGCCCAGGGACCCCUGCGCUCCCCCGCCACGGCGCGCGCCCAGAGCGCGGGAGCCCGUAGCACCGGGCGCCUGGGACCCCGCGCAGCCUCUGGCCAGCCCGCGGGGCUAGGCAGGGAUGUGGGCUGCACUGUGAGCCCGGGCGCCAGGGCCAUGGCCGGCUCCCGCUGCCGGACCCUGUACCCCUUUUCCGGGGAGCGGCACAGCCAGGGACUACGCUUUGCUGCGGGCGAGUUGCUCACGCUGCUCCAGGUCCCGGACGGCGGUUGGUGGGAAGGCGAGAAGGACGACGGGCUCCGUGGCUGGUUCCCCGCCAGCUACGUGCAGCUGCUGGAGAAGCCUGGGAUGGUCCCCCCUCCGCCGGGAGAGGAGAGCCAGACUGUCAUCCUUCCACCUGGCUGGCACAGCUACUUGUCUCCUCAGGGCCGCCGUUACUAUGUCAACACGACUACCAAUGAGACCACCUGGGAACGGCCCAGCAGUUCUCCUGGGAUUUCAGCCAGCCCUGGCCCUCACAGGAGCUCUCUGCCUACAACAGUGAAUGGAUACCACGCAUCAGGGACCCCGGCGCACCCUCCAGAGACUGCCCACAUGAGUCUCCGAAAAUCCACCGGUGAUUCCCAGAACCUGGGGUCCUCGUCGCCGAGCAAGAAACAGAGCAAGGAAAACACCAUCACAAUAAACUGUGUGACAUUCCCUCACCCAGACACAAUGCCUGAACAACAGCUGCUCAAGCCGACUGAGUGGAGCUAUUGUGACUACUUCUGGGCGGAUAAGAAGGACCCACAAGGCAAUGGCACGGUGGCUGGGUUUGAACUGCUGCUGCAGAAGCAACUGAAAGGCAAGCAGAUGCAGAAAGAAAUGUCUGAGUUCAUCCGGGAAAGGAUAAAGAUUGAAGAGGAGUAUGCAAAGAACCUGGCUAAGCUCUCUCAGAACUCCCUGGCUGCCCAGGAGGAAGGAUCCCUGGGAGAGGCAUGGGCCCAAGUGAAGAAGAGCCUGGCAGAUGAGGCUGAAGUUCAUCUCAAGUUCUCCGCCAAGCUCCACAGCGAGGUGGAGAAACCACUCAUGAACUUCCGCGAGAACUUCAAGAAGGACAUGAAAAAGUGUGACCACCACAUUGCUGACCUCCGCAAGCAGCUGGCCAGCCGCUAUGCCUCAGUGGAGAAGGCCCGCAAAGCCCUCACAGAGCGGCAGAAGGACCUGGAGAUGAAGACCCAGCAGCUGGAGAUCAAGUUGAGCAACAAGACUGAGGAGGACAUCAAGAAGGCGCGGCGGAAGUCCACUCAGGCUGGAGAUGACCUCAUGCGCUGUGUGGACCUCUACAACCAGGCCCAGUCCAAGUGGUUUGAAGAGAUGGUGACCACCACACUGGAGCUGGAGCGGCUAGAGGUGGAGAGGGUGGAGAUGAUCCGACAACAUCUGUGUCAGUACACACAGCUGCGCCAUGAGACAGACAUGUUUAACCAAAGCACAGUCGAGCCCGUGGACCAACUGCUGCGAAAAGUGGACCCAGCCAAAGACCGGGAGCUCUGGGUCCGAGAGCACAAAACAGGCAAUAUUCGCCCAGUGGACAUGGAAAUCUAGACCUGCCUGUGUGGUCCUGGGGGUUCUGCUGAGGAGAGGGGCGGGGGGUCCCAUGGAGAAGGGGUGGAUCUGCCCUAUUACCUGCUGACCUAUCCACAGAGAAGGAGGAAAAGAGCCGGUGAUGCCAGAAAGAGGGCCUAGCCAGGGGCUCCCCAAUAUUCCCAGGCCAUAAAGGUGGACUCACAGCCCUGACUCCAUCUUGAAGAUUGAAGCCUCCCCUCCAACUCCCACGCUGUGCUUGUCACUCUGAGAACAAACUGAGGCUAGAGCCCUGGGAUCUCCCUGCUGAGUUCCAAUGGGGUGGCCAUCAUCACAUGCCUGUGCCCCAGGGAUCCAGGGCAUGUCCCUCCAGCUGACUUCUCAUUUCCAGGGCAACAGGAAGAGGAAGAGAGGGAGGUCUCUGUCCCUAAACAAUGUCAGGACCGGAAUCAAGGAUAGGAGGCACAGAAUAGCUCACAGCCCACACCCACAACGUUUUUCACCCCUCCCUACUUUCUUUCAUUACAUUCCGAGAGCUCGUAUCUAUUUUUUUCAUCCCCCACACAGGGCGGGGUGGGGGGUAUCUUCUCAACCCAACUCUGGAGAGGUCAGGACAGAACUACCUCAGUUGGCACCCCCAGAUCAUGGCUCCCAUCAGUUUCCGAUCAGACAUUAGCUGUAAAGUCUACCACAGAAGACUCAACCUGCCCUCCCUUUCAGCCUCUUUCUCAAGGAGGAAGCUCCCCACUCUCACCCUGACACCCCUUCCCAGACUCAACAGAAAAUGUUUCCAAAGUCCUCAGAUAGCUGUGUGCAUGUCCAAAGGCUUUGUGGGUGGGGUCUCGGAAAAAUCUAAUCUGCAACAUGCCCACUGCCUCUCAACACUAUGACAACCUUGUCCCCAGCUCUCCCAGGCUGCUGACCACAUGACCAGGUCCUGUGGGAUGGCAGUCAGGGUCAGCCUAGGCUAUUCUCUGAUGGGUCUAGCUGUUUAUGUACAUGAUGGUGUAGGAACUGAUGUCCUCCUUACUGACGUUGGACAGCAGUGCAGACUCUGAGGCUGUAGGUCAUUGCCACUAGGAGAAGGAACGUUGGGAAGUCACAUAGUGAGCAGAGGGCCGGAUUCUAGCUGGGAACUUGUCCCUGGGAGGUCAUCCUUCUUCAUCUUUCCCACAGGCGACUUAAUAUUUGACUUGUCUGUCUCCUCCAAGGGAAGAAUCCUUUGAGCACAGCCCACAUCUUUUAGUCUUUCGUGCUAAUAACAGACAAUUUACUAAUCUCGAUCCUUUUUGGCACCUCGUCUACAGAACCUUUCAUGUUUCUUAGAAGGGUGCCUAAUACAUUAAAACAAACUAAGCAUCGUCACUUUUCUUACUGAAAUAUCUCAACCAUAAAGGCCAUCAUGAGGACAUUUCGCCAACCUGUGCUCUGUAUUCCAGAACUCGGCAUGAACCAUGACACCAGCUGUCAAUAUUUGGAUAUUAUUUCCUGGUUUCUGUAUUAAAAAUGGGUGCUGUGGUUUGGCAACCUAAUUUGUGAGUGAUGGUCAAAUUCCAAGUCUUGUCAUUCAUAGGGGUUUGGGGUACCACAAUGUGGCUCAUGACUUUGUUCCCUUCCCCCUAUCCAAAGGGUUCAAAGUUGUCACUUCCUCCAGCAUAACCCCAGUUGGCUGAUGUGAGCCAAUUUAUUCUGAGGCCAUUCCUUCUCCAUGGCCACCUCACCUCCUUUUUAGUCUAUCCGUAUAUAGACUUUCUCCUAUUGUUCAUUCAGGAAGCAUUUUGUUAUAGACAAGCAAUGUAUCAUCAAUCUGAGGACAGGCUACAGCUCUGCCAUCCAAACAAGCCCUCAGACCUGUGUUAUGUAGA